Molecule: messenger RNA, 3401 nt
Organism: Suricata suricatta (meerkat)
Lineage: Eukaryota; Metazoa; Chordata; Mammalia; Carnivora; Herpestidae
Gene: PSKH1
Product: protein serine kinase H1
Exons: 3
Coding region: 164-1438 (424 amino acids)
Biological process (GO): protein phosphorylation
Molecular function (GO): ATP binding; protein kinase activity
Source: RefSeq, a predicted model, not a curated record
CGCCCGAGGAUGGCGGCGGCGGCAACCCUAUCCGCGGUCCGGAGAGGGUCAGCACAGCCGCCGAGACGCCGAAGACCCCGCCGCCCGUGCGAGGUGUAGACGGGGCACUGCCUGCAGAGCAGGUCCUGCCAACCUCGCUGGAGAGGAUGCCCCCGUGUCCGUGAUGGGCUGUGGGACAAGCAAGGUCCUUCCUGAGCCGCCAAAGGAUGUCCAGCUGGAUCUCGUCAAGAAGGUGGAGCCCUUCAGUGGCACUAAGAGUGAUGUGUACAAGCACUUCAUCACAGAGGUGGACAGUGUUGGUGCUCUCAAAGCUGGGUUCCCAGCAGCCAGUCAGUGUGCAAACCCGUGCCCUGGUGCCCCCACUGCCGGCCACACAGAGCCUCCCUCAGAACCACCACGCAGGGCCAGGGUGGCUAAGUACAGGGCUAAGUUUGACCCACGUGUGACAGCUAAGUAUGACAUCAAAGCCCUGAUUGGCCGAGGCAGUUUCAGCCGAGUAGUACGUGUGGAGCACCGUGCAACCCGGCAGCCAUAUGCUAUCAAGAUGAUCGAGACCAAGUAUCGGGAAGGGCGAGAGGUAUGUGAGUCAGAGCUGCGUGUGCUGCGCCGGGUGCGUCAUGCCAACAUCAUUCAGCUGGUAGAAGUGUUUGAGACGCAGGAGCGUGUGUACAUGGUGAUGGAGCUGGCCACUGGUGGAGAGCUCUUUGAUCGCAUCAUCGCCAAGGGUUCCUUCACUGAACGUGAUGCCACACGGGUGCUGCAGAUGGUGCUGGACGGUGUUCGAUACCUGCAUGCACUGGGCAUCACACACCGAGACCUCAAGCCUGAGAAUCUGCUCUACUACCACCCAGGCACUGACUCCAAGAUCAUCAUCACUGACUUCGGCCUGGCCAGUGCCCGCAAGAAGGGGGACGACUGCCUGAUGAAGACCACUUGUGGCACACCCGAGUACAUUGCUCCCGAGGUCCUGGUCCGAAAGCCCUACACCAACUCGGUUGACAUGUGGGCACUGGGCGUCAUUGCCUAUGUCCUGCUCAGUGGCACUAUGCCCUUUGAGGAUGACAACCGUACCAGGCUGUACCGGCAAAUCCUCAGGGGCAAGUACAGUUACUCGGGGGAGCCCUGGCCCAGUGUGUCCAACCUGGCCAAGGACUUCAUUGACCGCCUGCUGACAGUGGAUCCCGGCGCCCGUAUGACUGCACUGCAGGCCUUGAGGCACCCAUGGGUGGUGAGCAUGGCAGCCUCUUCAUCCAUGAAGAAUCUGCACCGCUCCAUCUCCCAGAACCUCCUCAAACGUGCUUCCUCACGCUGCCAGAGCACCAAGUCAGCCCAGUCCACGCGUUCCAGCCGCUCUACGCGCUCUAACAAGUCACGCCGUGUGAGGGAGCGGGAACUGCGGGAGCUCAACCUGCGAUACCAGCAGCAGUACAAUGGCUGAGCUGCCGGCUGCGGCACAGACAUGCCAUGGUCCCAGCUUGGCCGUGCAUCCCUGUGCCAUCUGGCCCUGAUGCCCUCUGGAGAUAGGCCUGUAUGGCCAGCAGCAGGUGAAUGGCCCCAGCCCUGCCCUGUGCCUUCAGCAGCCUCUAUCCUCAUCCUGGGCCUGAGCCUGGGGUGAUUGAGUGGGAGCCUGGGGAGCUGUGAGCCUUCUGAACUGGGAGCCUGGCCUGGCACCAGUGCUCCUUUUGGUGGGCUACUGCUCUGCUACAAGUUGGGGAAAGGGCAGGAUCUGGCCUUCAGGCUCCCUCACCCCUUGGCGCUUCCCCAAGACCAAAGAGGCAAGCUGUGCCAGGUAGAAGGUGUCCUGUUGUCCCAGGACUCUUUGGGACAGUUAUUUCUGAACCCUCUUUCCUCCACUGAACCUUCAUCUCUGGUCCCCCACAUUCCAUUGCAUUCUGGUCUGUACCACAGUGAGAGACCUAGGUAGGCCCAAAGCUCGUGUCUUGGGUAGACUCUCAGCUAAGUCUAAACAGUCUCCCACUUUCCACCCAGGAUCUGUCUUCCUUCAUGGUACCCCCAGGGGCCCCUCCUGGCUCCAGGACUCGCUCGAACCUCUGAUGGUAGGGCCAUGGCAUGGUCCUUGGCCCUUCUGGAUGGUGUGGCCAUGUUGGUAGCAGGCUUGCUGCCGGCUCCACCCUCUCUCUGACAGUGGGAGAGCUCCUGCCCACAGCCCACUGCUCUCAAUGCCUUCUUUGCAGAGCCCACUAUCACUUCUUUUUCCCCUUUGGAUGCCCAUUCUAUUCCCUAGGUGCCUCCUUCCCAACUGUGGGGGAUUAAAGGGAGCCCCACUGCUGCUACCUGGGGAAUGGGGGCACCUGGGCCAAAGCAGAGGCCAGGGGCUUACCAGGGAGAGUCCCGUCAAGAUUCCAGGGUAGGCCCUGGUUCUACCCUUGGUACUGCCCAAUGUCCCGUCCCUUCCAGCUCUGCAGUGGCAUAAAGGCGCCAUCUAGUGUCUGGCAUGAGUAUGGGCAGCCUAGGAGUGACCACUAUGCUCACCCUUCAUCUUCUAGAGGAAGUGGGAAGGAAGGAGCUGCUGUAUUGAGGAAAGGUUCCAGGUUGCUCAACCCUCCCCUUUUGCUGAGCUUCUGCGCAGCUCCAGUUGGAACUUAGCCAUACUGUGUGACCUGCCUCUGAACCCUGAGUGCCUGGGGCCCUGGCCUUCUCACAGCUGGCCUUUCCUGAUCCAGCCUGUCCCUGCUAACUUUCACAGCAUUACCUGUCCAGCCUGGGCCCUGCUGACUCUUCGGCGGAAGGGAGCUCCUGCAGGAGGUGGGUGGAAUUGGGUGACUGCUUUCCCAGAGGCUUGAGCCAGACCAUCCCCAUGUUAGUCAAUGUGCCUUUACAUCACCACAAACAAGGCUGGAACCCAAGGCCCCUUCUUCCUCAGCUGUUUUCACUGGCAGGGAAGGAGCUGUGACCCAGCUUUAGCUGUAGCUAGACUGCAGGGCCUCUGCCAGCAGGGGGAGAUGGGCCCUCACUCAGUUUUUCCCAAUGGGUAGCCUGGGCCAGGCCCUCCUCUUACUGCAUGUACCACCUCCAGUGGGAAACAAGGCCAAAGAGAACACUCUGGGCCAAGUCAACUGCCUUAAACAUCCCCUCCUUCUAUCUUCAGUGGUCCCUGGCACAAGGCAGCAGAGAGCCCAAGCCCUGUGGCCUCAGAACUCCCGCCACUUCCCAAGUGCCUCUGGGGGCCUGAAGACCUGGGAAUUCAUUUCCUCUCUUGUCCAAGAUAGGCCUGGCCCUAAGGGUAGGACAGAGGGAGGUUGGAGACUUGGGCCUUUAUGCCAUGGACUGUGGAUAGAGAAUGUGCAGUUAUUUAUUUUGUGUACUCAGUUUGUAAAUGUAUCCUCUGUACUCAAUAAACAGGCUGCCCUCUCCAGGGAAGGCUGGCCCAUCCAUUCUGA